GUGAAGCCGGUUACAUCAGUUCUGCGAAAUGCAGUGCUGAAGGUGGCAAUGAGGAAAACGUGCCCUUGUUUCAGUAGCACGAUCUUCCCCGUCAUUGUCCACGCAGUAAACUGCUAAUUACUAGGCGGACCGCAUAGUGAACAUAUACGCUUUUACUUCGAAAUUUAGUUUUCAGUGGCGGUUUGUUAGUGUGUUACAUUUGUGCGUCUAGUAUGAGCGUAGUGUGUCUGGUGUGCAGCCUGCUACUGGUGUGUGUAAAUUCUCUACCUCCGCCAUGUGAAAGCAACAUCUACUGUCACGGAGAGCUGCUGCAUGCGGUACAGAUGUCAAAUGUGUUUCCCGAUUCCAAGACUUUUGUAGACAUGAAAAUGAAAUAUCCUAAGAACGAGAUAUGGCAACGAUUUCUAAAACUGAUGAACACAACUUACAAUAAUCCAAACAGGCAAGAUAUUUUCAGAUUUGUGAAUGAAGCGUUUGAUCCACCAGGCAGUGAAUUUGAAGAAUGGGAUCCUCCAGACUGGACUCCUCAUCCCAAGUUUUUAGAAAAGAUCAAAGACUCUGUUCUGCAGAAGUGGGCAACACAUCUACAUCACUUCUGGAAAGAACUCGGUAGAAAGAUGAAAGAUGAGGUGUAUAACAAUACAGAGUUUUACUCUAUCAUCUACGUUCAACAUCCUGUGAUUGUGCCCGGGGGCCGUUUUCGAGAGUUCUACUACUGGGACUCAUACUGGAUAGUUAGGGGUCUCCUGCUAUCAGAAAUGCAUAACACUGUCAAAGGCAUGCUGGAAAAUUUCCUCGGCAUGGUCAAUAAAUAUGGUUUCAUUCCAAAUGGAGGACGUAUCUAUUACAUGAGGCGAUCUCAACCGCCUCUGCUGAUACCAAUGGUGAAAAGCUACAUAGACGCAACAAAAGAUGUGGAAUUCCUGAGAGAGAACAUUGACACCAUGGAAGAGGAGUUUCAAUACUGGAUGAGAAACCAUUCAGUUAUGGUUCCAAAGGAUGGGAAAGAGUACAAACUGGCUCAUUAUUGGGCUCCAUCAUCCGGGCCCCGUCCGGAAUCAUAUAGGGAGGAUUAUGAAAAUGCCCAAGUGUUCAAAACAGAAGCUGAGAGACAAAAUCACUACAUUCAACUGAAGACUGCUGCAGAAUCAGGCUGGGAUUUCUCUUCACGCUGGUACAUAAAGGAUUCUACUGACAAAGGCAACAUAAGUGACACCAUGACUCAGUAUAUCCUCCCUGUAGAACUCAAUGCCAUACUCUGCUGGAAUGCUCAACUCUUAUCAGAGUUCUAUGAUACCUUGGACAUGCCCCACAAGAUGGCUGAGUACAGACGCUUGGCAGAAUCAUGGCAGGAGGCAGUAGAGAAUAUCCUUUGGCAUGGAGAAGUGGGUAUAUGGCUGGAUUAUGAUCUACUAAAUCAGAUCAAGCGUAACUACUUCUAUCCAACAAAUUUGGCCCCCUUGUGGACUGGCUGCUUUAAGAGAAAGUUGUUGCAAGUUGGAAAAAUUAUGAAGUACCUAGAGCAGUCACAGAUCAUGAUGUACCUCGGGGGCAUUCCAACAUCAGUAGAACAUACUACUGAACAGUGGGACUAUCCCAAUGCUUGGCCUCCGCUCCAGUAUAUUGUGAUCAUGGCUCUGGAAGCUACAGAAGACGUUUGGGCUCAGAAGCUGGCUGUGGAAUUUACAAGGAAAUGGGUUCACUCCAAUUUUAAGGCAUUCAAUGAAUCACAUGUGAUGUAUGAGAAGUAUGAUGCAACACUCCCUGGUGGACAUGGCACCGGUGGUGAAUAUGUGAACCAGAUUGGGUUUGGCUGGACAAAUGGUGUGAUAUUGGAGCUACUGGACAAGUACAGCCAAAUUUUAACAGUGAAAGAUAGCUUCUUCAAGACUGAACAGGGGCAGCCACAUUUUCCACAGCAUGACAAGUCUGGAUCAUCUUCAUUUGUAGCACAUGUAAUAAUACUGACCCAUUUCUGCUGCUGGGUACUUCUUGUGUCAUGAUUACACAUGUCUUUUGUAAGGUCUAUUUAAAAGUUGAUUGUCCUAUUGCUAUUUCCAGAUGACAUCCAUUGAUCUCUCUUUAUACUGCUGUAUGUGCACAAGGGGUACAUGCAAUUUCAGUUCAUUCUUUUCAUGCCAUCUCUUCUACAUUGCAAUAUGUUAUAACAGAUUGACAGCAAAUCAAUUCUGCUUAAACAGUAUGCUUACACACACAGGGACAACCAAGAGCAUACUCUGUGAUGUAAAUAUGCAUGGAAUGUUACAAUCAUUACACAAAUCCCUGAUGAAGGAAACAGAGACAUUCUCAGAAACAUGAGAUGUUCCUAACCUCAUACUGACACCACUGACUUCCCAAGAAGAUUUGCAUAUAAUAACCACGAAAGCUUCAAGUCAUGUAAAGUAUAUGAUAUAAAUUCCGUCCUAAGUGUAACAAUUUAUUGUAGGUCUUUCAUUUUGCCUUCUUCUACACUACA
This is a messenger RNA of Cryptotermes secundus, 2476 nucleotides long. RefSeq names its product trehalase. Gene Ontology annotation, molecular function: alpha,alpha-trehalase activity. The transcript has 5 exons. NCBI's taxonomy places the organism in Eukaryota, Metazoa, Arthropoda, Insecta, Blattodea, Kalotermitidae. The record is from RefSeq and is a predicted model, not a curated record. The coding region runs from base 213 to 2003 and encodes 596 amino acids. Gene Ontology annotation, biological process: trehalose catabolic process.